UUAAGAAGGAAUUAUUCGGAAAAGUUGAAGAAUUUGAUGACACUCUGGUUAGUGGGUUGGACAGAAGCUGGAAAAAACCACCUGGUGUGGCUGCUAAACUCAUAGAUUGUAAAUCAUCUAAAGGAUUUUAUUUUAUUGAGUAUACGCUGCAAAGUCCUGGUGAGGGUCGCAAACAUCUAUAUUCAGCUAUUGGGAUGUUAACAGAUGGUUGGUAUAACAGACUGUAUACAGCGACAGGACAGGAAUUCAAAUUUCCAGAAUACACAGAAGUGAAAAAAUGCUAUCCUCAUGGAUUCCAUGGGGUUGAUAAAUGUGGCAGGUCUGUGUAUAUCGAGAGAAUUGGGAUGAUAGAUGUUAACAAACUGUGGCAAAUAACCACACAAGAAAGGCUUAUCAAGCAUCAUGUGUCAGAACAAGAGAAAACCCUAAGAGUAAGAUACCCUGCAUGUUCAUUAGCAGCCAAAAGACACAUAGCAUCCACCACAAGUAUCUUGGAUGGCAAUGGAGUAGGAAUGUCUAAUUUCUCAGAGCCUGCAAGUGGGAUGAAUUUGCAGAAUGAGGUGGAUUUAUUGAGUAAAAUUCAGCAUCCAAAUAUAAUUUCUUUACUCGGUUGUAGCAUUAAUGGAGACAUGAGAUUUAUUGUGAAAAUCUCAUGGCUCAGGAUUGACUUGGCAUAUGAGAAUGAAGAUUGCUCUUGACACAGCAAGUGACUUCAUAGAUGAUUGGGUGAAAAUUGGGUUAUCUUCCAAAGUCAAGGUUCUAAAAGAACAUGAAUGCAAUGAUUUCAAAGAACAAUGCAAAUUCUGUGAAAUGGAAACCUGAAGACAUAUCCAUAUGUUGAUAGAUAAAUAAGGAACAAGAACUUAGCACUACUGGGAGGUUACUAUGAUUUUGUGAAUGGAGAAUCCAAGCCGUGGAAGUAUAAGACUCAUGUCACUAAACCCGUUACCAUCCCUCUAAAAGGCCUUGACAUGACUAUCUAAAUCCUCAAGGAUUCGAUCUUUGAACCACUAUCUCAAUUCUCAAGUGACAUAGAAACAAGAAGACAAUGCGGUUGCUUGAUGUGCUUACCGGUCAGGAAUAUGAUUUCCGCCUCAUUACCGCUGAGCGUAACAAGGCUGAAAAAUCCUUGGGAGGAGGUUGGUUCCAGUUUGUUAGGGACAAUCACCUACAAGAGGACGACAAGUAGCUAUUUGAUUUGGGUGUCUUUCCUACAAUGUUGUUUGUUGAGGUGGUUCGUAGAAAUAAUCUUGCUUUAAGAAAAGUUCUAAUCCUUUGGCAGUUGUAUGCUGACAUGUAUUGUAUGACGACAAGCUGCUAUUUGAUUUAGGUGUUCCUCCUACAAUGUUGUUUGUUGAGGUGGUUCGUAGAAAUAAUCUUGCUUUAAGAAAA
This is a messenger RNA of Medicago truncatula (barrel medic), 1392 nucleotides long. RefSeq names its product phosphatidylinositol/phosphatidylcholine transfer protein SFH11. The transcript has 9 exons. NCBI's taxonomy places the organism in Eukaryota, Viridiplantae, Streptophyta, Magnoliopsida, Fabales, Fabaceae. The record is from RefSeq and is a predicted model, not a curated record. The coding region runs from base 195 to 698 and encodes 167 amino acids.